UCCCCUGGGACAGCACGAUCUCGCAGAAAGAGAGAGGUGACACCACGAUUUGUUAGGUCCAAUGACAAUGUAGCCGGUAUUGCUCGGUGAAGAGUAAAGCAAGUUUGAUAUGAUAACUGUUUGUAUAGGAGGAGGACCCAACCGAACAAGCAUGAGUCAUAGCGCACAGCCACAUCUUCGCUAGACCCUCAGAAGAAAAUCGAUAUUACAUGCUUGGCCCAAUUAUCAUUUAGCCUACCUCCUCUGAUCAGACCUGUAUUCCGAACCGCUCCGAUCGAAGGCGCGGCUUUAUGUCACGGAGACCUGCUUGAAAUUAUUUCAUUGAUAUUCAGCUGGGUGCUUCAGCCGCACGGUGGAAACAAACCGUGACUAAAUAGCGCAGUAAUCAACCCCCGAAUAUGAUAUGAUACGGGGACUACACCGCACCAGGGAAUUACACAAAUAGACAGGGACAGGAUUGUGGACACCUGGUUCGACUUUGGAUCCCUACAGUAGAAGUGGCUCAGAGGACUGUCUCAAUACAGGAUGGGAACCAACCCAACAAGGACAGUGACAGUCCAAAUGGUCCCUCAUCUGGCUGGAGUGGAAGCUCUGGGAAACCAGGAGUCUAACGCCAACUGGGCUAAAGAACCUAACCUGAACCUCACCCAGGGUUGCCCUGCCCCCACCACUACCCCUGCCCCUGUCCUUACAGAACACACACAGGUUAACCUGUGUCUGACAACCCCCAACACAACCUCCAGGAUCCAAUCAACUGGCCAUGGACAACAGGUUGGCGGAGGUGUGGGGUCCAACACCAACACACCUUUCUCGACCAAUGGCGACGGAGGGAAAUCGCCAUCGGAGCAUGUGAUUGGAAUAGAGCAGCAGAUGGUAUUGACAUGCCGAGGAGGUGUGAGUGUAACCGAGGCGGCAACAGAGGGCAGUAGGGACGGCAACGCCAAUUUGACAGCGUUAACCCCCACAGCCGCCGCCGAGGAGAAGGAGAAGCAUAUCUGUAAGGCAAGCCUGUCGUCCGCCAUUACAUCAUCAAAGGUUGACGUGCAUACAAAUUACUGCAGAGAGAAAGAGCCUGGUGGAGCAGGGGCGGGGGAGGGGUGUGCAGCCAAGCCAUCGCCAGAGCCCACAGCAGUACAGAGUGCUACAGUCAGAGUUUCUGCAGUAGCUAAAGAGGAGUCACUACUAGAAGGGGACAACAAAAACGCAACCACACCAAAUCAACAUCCCCCUCAGACCUGUGAUCCAAAGCAUACCUCGGCCUCUGAAGUGCUGACGUCUCUGACGACUCCCAAACAAGGUAAGGCAGAGGGAGCUGCAGUGACUUCAAACAAGGUUGCUCCACCUCCUUACAAAUCAAAAGAGGCUGAUAAUAGUGCUACAACACAGAGUCUCUCACCUUUACCUAGCCCUGCCACCAACCCUACUCCACCAGAACGUCCUCUACAGGCCUCUAAAGAAAAUAGGCCCAAGACAAACUCUCAGAACCCUCCUUCCCAAAUGGAAUAUAAUAAAACGGCAGCUACAUCGCAGCCGGAACAGACCAAGCAGACUGCAGUAGCUCCUGUCAAUGCUGCCGUCACCAUCACGCCUCCAUCAUCAGACAGCAAGGAGAACGUAGGGCUUAGGAAUAAGGCCUCAAGUCCGGCACCUCCCGAGAAGAAGGAUUUAAAACCUACUCCAGUAGCAAAGACAGAGAUCUGCUUAGAUAAACACCUGCAGGUGGCAUCGUCAGAGUCUUCAUCACAGAAGGAUUCUCCCUCGUCACCCAACGAGGCCCAACAGAACCAACAGCCGGAGGCCCAACAGGGCCAGAACCAGCAGCCUGCCCACCAUGCAGCACAGGUGACAGAUGAAGCUGUCCAGACUGCCUCUGUCUCGGAGGAGAUGCAACAGAAAGCCCACUGCAAACUAUACCGGGAGGCCUCCACCAUGACCCGCACCCCCAUCGCCACCCCCACCCAUAGCAAGCAGGGCCAAGACGUGGAGGUCCAGGCAGUGGCUGACGUGUGCAGCCGGGCGGUCUCCACCAGCCCCAGCCUGUUUCCUCUGCCCCCGCCCUACAGGUCCACUGACAGAGGUGCUGCCCUGAGGGAGGAAGCAGCAGCUGAGAGCCUGUCUGUGGUCUACCAGGUUCCUCUCCACCAGAUUCACAUGGGCAGCAGUCCAUCCUGCCCCCCGCCACCUAACUACACCGCAGGUCUCAGGUCCGGGUCAGAGCGAUUGACCCUGGAGGCGGGGUUAUGCUCCAGUCAGAGUGCCGGGGUGGUGCUCCAUGCAGAGGAGGCGGUGGCGGCCCUCCAUGCAGAGGUCGCCAGGCUGGGGGCCAAGCCUAAAGACCUGGCAGUCGGGGGGGCAGCAGCGCUAUGCAACAUCCAGCAGAGAGGAGCACUCCCACCUCUGCAGCCCGUCUACCAGAUCAACAUCGAGCCGAGCGGUGGCCAAAACGAGCCGGUAGCUAAAGCGAAUCAUCACCAGCAUGGAGGCGAGAAGGCAGUGGCAGACUCCCAAUGCAAACCCAAUGCAGCAGAGAAACCAAAGGUGUCUAAUGAAACGCAGACCGUGCCAACGCAGCCUGCCAAGCCUCCCUCUGCUAAAGCUCCAUCCCCCUUGUUGCCAACUGCCGCAAGCAAGACCAAAUCUUCCGACAAUAAGGCUGCUCCUCCUCCUUCGCAGUCAACUCCUUCCGUUACCAAGCCCAGCCAGGCCUCAACGACAACCUCCAAAAAAGCAGAGGACACUAAACCCAAGACCGCAGUCAAAGCAGCGAAGCAGAGCAUUGUUAAGGGGGUUGGGGGCGUUAAGGCUUUGUUGGGCAAGAAGAAGCAGGAGCAGCUGGAGCCGGAGAGGAAGGAAAAGGAGGACGAAGACGAGGAGGGGAAACAGAAAGGAGAGAAGAGCGUGCACGAUGUGCAGUGGGACGAGCAGGGGAUGACCUGGGAGGUGUACGGAGCAUCCGUUGACCCCGAGUCCCUUGGCUUUGCCAUUCAGAGCCACCUGCAGUGUAAGAUCAAAGAACAAGAGAAGAAGGUCGUGACCCAGUCAUCACUCAGGAAGUCCAUCUCAGUGCCGCCGGUGGUGCCCGACUCGCCCGCCACCGUUGCCGUGGACAACACCAACAGCAGGAAAAACAAGAGGAGGCAGCAGAACGUUUUCAGGUCCAUGCUGAAAAAUAUCAGACGGCCCAAGUGCUGCGCAGACCCUCCCCCUACCGCCGUGCUGGAGUGAGAAGGAGAAGCAGCGGGCUGUAUGCAGCCCACACCCUCCCCCUACCGCCGUGCUGGAGUGAGAAGGAGAAGCAGCAGGCUGUAUGCAGCCCACACCCUCCCCCUACCGCCGUGCUGGAGUGAGAAGGAGAAGCAGCAGGCUGUAUGCAGCCCACACCCUCCCCCUACCGCCGUGCUGGAGUGAGAAGGAGAAGCAGCAGGCUGUAUGCAGCCCACACCCUCCCCCUACCGCCGUGCUGGAGUGAGAAGGAGAAGCAGCGGGCUGUAUGCAGCCCACACCCUCCCCCUACCGCCGUGCUGGAGUGAGAAGGAGAAGCAGAGGGCUGUAUGCAGCCCACACCAUCAGCUGAGUCCCCUAUAAAGCAGGCUGGUUCACCCCUUGUUAUGGUUCCUCCGAUGCCAAGCCAUGUGUGGAUAUUGGGAUCUCUCCCUAACCCUACUGGUCAGAUGUUGUGGUAUACAAUGUUACCUUAGAUAGGGUUGAUGAUUAUCAACAGAAGAGGGCAAAACAAAAAGCUAAAAUAGGUUCUUGUUAUGGACAACUUAUUUUUUAGAUGAGAGAUUCUAACAGUAUUUAAUGAAAAAUGGCAAUAAUAUUAUCUUAGUGAAACGCAUGUGUGUUAGUACUUAUGGCAGUCAUAACUCAUUUUACCACUAUGAAGUCCUGGUGUAUACAGUACAUGCCUUUGAUCUUUGGGCGUACAUACAUAUUACUGUCAGUAUCAUACCUUUUACAGAUGUGCAACUAAAUAUCACUACUUCUCAGUGCAGUGGGUGCAUUUUGGUAUAUAUACAGUACGAUUACGUUCCGGGUGUAUUGAACAACCUCUAUUUAUAAGAUUAAUAUAUUAUUAUUUGUUUUUUUGUUGCAGAUUUUAUUUUGAAUGGGUAACUACUUAUUUUGUCUUGAUAAAGAAGAAUAAAACCUC
Oncorhynchus keta (chum salmon) is the source of this 4153-nucleotide messenger RNA. RefSeq names its product G protein-regulated inducer of neurite outgrowth 3-like. The transcript is spliced from 2 exons. The coding region runs from base 526 to 3225 and encodes 899 amino acids. The record is from RefSeq and is a predicted model, not a curated record. Lineage: Eukaryota; Metazoa; Chordata; Actinopteri; Salmoniformes; Salmonidae. Gene Ontology annotation, biological process: neuron projection development. Gene Ontology annotation, cellular component: plasma membrane.